Helobdella robusta is the source of this 393-nucleotide messenger RNA. RefSeq lists its product as hypothetical. Gene Ontology annotation, cellular component: cytoskeleton of presynaptic active zone; glutamatergic synapse; GABA-ergic synapse. NCBI's taxonomy places the organism in Eukaryota, Metazoa, Annelida, Clitellata, Rhynchobdellida, Glossiphoniidae. Gene Ontology annotation, molecular function: structural constituent of presynaptic active zone. Gene Ontology annotation, biological process: protein localization to synapse; presynaptic active zone assembly. The transcript has 2 exons. The annotation marks the transcript as partial. The record is from RefSeq and is a predicted model, not a curated record.
CAGUUGCAAAUGAGUUACGACAAAUUCGAUAGCACGCUGAACAUCCACGUGAUCCAAGGCAGACGAUUGAAAUGCAGACCGAAUGGGAGUGCCGCUGAUCCUUUCGUUAAAAUUUAUCUUCUUCCGGGAAGAAAUCUAUCAAAUCGUCGCUGCACAAAAUACAUAACGAGGACUUCAAAUCCGGAAUGGCACCAAACGCUGGUGUUUAUGGGCCUCUCAAGGUACGAACUCUCCCAGAAAAACCUCGAAGUAUCAGUCUGGGAUUAUGAUAAGUGCAAGAAUCAUUAUUUUCUUGGCGAGACUGUGCUACAUUUGGAAGGUUGGGGUGGAAAAAUUUUCAUUACAUUUCUAUGGUUAACACUUAUUCAAUCAACUAACCAAUCAAUCAAUUAA